Cololabis saira (Pacific saury) is the source of this 974-nucleotide messenger RNA. RefSeq names its product transcription factor Adf-1-like. The record is from RefSeq and is a predicted model, not a curated record. Bases 86 to 856 code for a protein of 256 amino acids. Gene Ontology annotation, cellular component: transcription regulator complex; nucleus. Lineage: Eukaryota; Metazoa; Chordata; Actinopteri; Beloniformes; Belonidae. Gene Ontology annotation, biological process: regulation of transcription by RNA polymerase II. The transcript is spliced from 2 exons. Gene Ontology annotation, molecular function: DNA binding.
GAUAGAAAGCGGCGCGGCAGCAGCGAGCGGCGCGAUGCGAGCGACCACGGCGUCAAUCUGAAGAAAUCACCUCAAAUUAAUAGAAAUGAGCGGCGACGACGCCGAGGCGGCUACCAAUCACAUCCAGGGAAUCAAGCAAGAGGACUUGGACGAAGCGGGGGAAGACGAUACUAAGAUGGAGGAAAAACUCAUAAUUGCGGUCGCUGGGUUCCCAGAGUUAUAUGAUGUCACUUUAUUCAUAUAUAGAGACAUUAGAAAGAAGUUUGAAGCAUGGAAGAAGGUGUCCGAAAUUAUUGGCAUACCUGUUGCUGACUGUAGGAAGAGGUGGAAAAGUUUCAGGGACACCUACAGAAGGGAAAGGAAGAAACAAAAGGAGAGGCGUGAGAGUGGAUCAGAGGCUUCGUUCCACCGGCCCUGGCGAUACAGCCACAUGAUGGGCUUCCUCGACCCUUUUCUGGAGGAAAAAGGCACCUGCAAGAACAUGCCUACCAGUGCCAGCCAGGGGCAGGGAGAUGAUGCUGCAGGAGAGGAAGCUGCCUCCACCAGCCAGGACACAGAGUUCCUCCUCCUGGACCCUGAACCCCCCUCGCCCUCACCGUCCACCUGCAGGGACCGGGCCAGGACCCGGAAGAGGCCACAUGAGGGCACCCUCUCUGCCUUCGAGAGGCAGCUCAUGGCUGCUGUGGAGAGGGUAGUGAGCCAGUCAGCACCUCCCGACCCGGACAGGCUCUUCUUCGAAGGCCUUCUGCCUGAUCUCAAGGCCCUGUCAGCUCGGAGGAAAGCUCAAAUAAAAUUUGAAAUCCACCGGCUGAUUUUUGAGGCAACCUGCCAACAGGCAGAUGAACAGCAGGGGUGAUUUAAGGAUGCUUUUUCUUUUUUUUUUUUUUUUAAUUGUUGUUGGAUGAGAAAAUAGUUUUUUUGAACUCCCACUUUUUUUCAUGAUCAUUAUUAUUAAUGGUAUGUUUAAGUUUAUG